GAUGAAAUUGUGGAGACGGUAAAGUCAAAUCCAUCACUUUCAAAUCUUGAGAUUGUUGAAAAGCAUUUUGGACCACAACGUCAUGGUCAUGUAUUUGCUUACGGGGGUGGAGUUAAGAGAAAACACUUUAACGACUCCAAAGCAGCAUAUAUCAGUGAUCUGGAGGCAAAGCUCCGUAAGAAGGAUGAAGAAAAUAAUGAGCUUAUGAAUCGCAUAGAUAAAAUUGAAAACAGGUUAAGUCGAAUAGAAACUGGAGAAAGUGGAGCCUUGGAAGAACAAAUUUCUACUCCAGUUAAUGAUAUUCAGGUGCUUAGAAGCAUGCCGCUGAAGUUAGCUAGUGAA
Messenger RNA from Cuscuta epithymum, 342 nucleotides. The record is from the annotation of a GenBank genome assembly. NCBI's taxonomy places the organism in Eukaryota, Viridiplantae, Streptophyta, Magnoliopsida, Solanales, Convolvulaceae.